This is a messenger RNA of Pecten maximus, 2211 nucleotides long. RefSeq names its product rho-associated protein kinase 1-like. The record is from RefSeq and is a predicted model, not a curated record. The transcript has 3 exons. The coding region runs from base 1 to 2211 and encodes 736 amino acids. NCBI's taxonomy places the organism in Eukaryota, Metazoa, Mollusca, Bivalvia, Pectinida, Pectinidae.
AUGGAUUGGAGGAGAUCAAAGACAGAAUACGGAAAUGGGAGGAGGACAUCAAAGACAAAUACGGAAUUUGAAGGUCAUCAAAGACAGAAUACGAAAUUUGAGGUCAUCAAAGACAGAAUACGUAAUUUGAAGGAAGACAUCAAAGACAGAAUACGGAAUUUAGAGGAGGUCAUCAAAGACGGAAUACGGAAUUUGGAGGUCAUCAAAGACAGAAUACGGAAAUUGGAAGAGGUCAUCAAAGACGGAAUACGGAAUUUGAAGGAGGAGAUCAAAGACAGAAUACGGAAAUGGGAGGAGGACAUCAAAGACAGAAUACAGAAUUUGAAGGUGGACAUCAAAUACAGAAUACGGAAUUUGGAGGAGGUCAUCAAAGACAGAAUACGGAAAUUACAGAAGGUCAUCAAAGACAGAAUACGGAAUUUGAAGGAGAUCAAAGACAGAAUACGGAAUUUGAAGGAGGUCAUCAAAGACAGAAUACGGAAUUUGGAGGAGGUCAUCAAAGACAGAAUACGGAGUUUGGAGGAAGUCAUCAAAUACAGAAUACGGAAUUUGAAGGUGGACAUCAAAGACAGAAUACGGAACUUAGAGGAGGUCAUCAAAGACAGAAUACGGAAUUUGGAGGAGGUCAUCAAAGACAGAAUACGGAAUUUGGAGGAGGUCAUCAAAGACAGAAUACGGAAUUUGGAGGAUGUCAUCAAAGACAGAAUACGGAAUUUGGAGGAGGUCAUCAAAGACAGAAUACGGAAUUUGGAGGAGGUCAUCAAAGACAGAAUACGAAAUUUGGAGGAGGUCAUCAAAGACAGAAUACGGAAUUUGGAGGAGGUCAUCAAAGACAGAAUAUGGAAUUUGGAGGAGGUCAUCAAAGACAGAAUACGGAAUUUGGAGGAGGUCAUCAAAGACAGAAUACGGAAUUUGGAGGAGGUCAUCAAAGACAGAAUACGGAAUUUGAAGGUGGACAUCAAAUACAGAAUACGGAAUUUGGAGGAGGACAUCAAAUACAGAAUAAGGAAUUUGGAGGUCAUCAAAGACAGAAUACGGAAAUUGGAGGAGGUCAUCAAAGACAGAAUAUGGAAUUUGGAGGAGGUCAUCAAAGACAGAAUAUGGAAUUUGGAGGAGGUCAUCAAAGACAGAAUACGGAAUUUGGAGGAGGUCAUCAAAGACAGAAUACGGAAUUUGAAGGUGGACAUCAAAUACAGAAUACGGAAUUUGGAGGAGGACAUCAAAUACAGAAUAAGGAAUUUGGAGGUCAUCAAAGACAGAAUACGGAAAUUGGAGGAGGAAGACAUCAAAGACAGAAUACAGAAUUUGAAGGUGGACAUCAAAUACAGAAUACGGAAUUUGGAGGAGGUCAUCAAAGACAGAAUACGGAAAUUACAGAAGGUCAUCAAAGACAGAAUACGGAAUUUGAAGGAGAUCAAAGACAGAAUACGGAAUUUGAAGGAGGUCAUCAAAGACAGAAUACGGAAUUUGGAGGAGGUCAUCAAAGACAGAAUACGGAGUUUGGAGGAAGUCAUCAAAUACAGAAUACGGAAUUUGAAGGUGGACAUCAAAGACAGAAUACGGAACUUAGAGGAGGUCAUCAAAGACAGAAUACGGAAUUUGGAGGAGGUCAUCAAAGACAGAAUACGGAAUUUGGAGGAGGUCAUCAAAGACAGAAUACGGAAUUUGGAGGAUGUCAUCAAAGACAGAAUACGGAAUUUGGAGGAGGUCAUCAAAGACAGAAUACGGAAUUUGGAGGAGGUCAUCAAAGACAGAAUACGGAAUUUGGAGGAGGUCAUCAAAGACAGAAUAUGGAAUUUGGAGGAGGUCAUCAAAGACAGAAUACGGAAUUUGGAGGAGGUCAUCAAAGACAGAAUACGGAAUUUGGAGGAGGUCAUCAAAGACAGAAUACGGAAUUUGAAGGUGGACAUCAAAUACAGAAUACGGAAUUUGGAGGAGGACAUCAAAUACAGAAUAAGGAAUUUGGAGGUCAUCAAAGACAGAAUACGGAAAUUGGAGGAGGUCAUCAAAGACAGAAUACGGAAUUUGAAGGUGGACAUCAAAUACAGAAUACGGAAUUUGAAGGUGGACAUCAAAUACAGAAUACGGAAAUUGGAGGAGGUCAUCAAAGACAGAAUAUGGAAUUUGGAGGAGGUCAUCAAAGACAGAAUACGGAAUUUGGAGGACGUCAUCAAAGAGGCCCUCCGAGUGACAGGAAGAUCAUCUGUAUGA